GCUGAAGCUGGGAUCAUGGACAAUAACCUUCAGUCAAGCAGCCAACAGGCUCUCUGCAAAGAUGUUGAGCUGGGAAAGGAGAAAAAUGCUAGAUACCGGAGUUACCAACGUGGUGCCCUAAUUCUGGGCUUGCUUUUCUUGAUGCUGGCCCUUUGUAUCUUUAGCCUGAGGUACAUUUGGAGCUCAAGUCCUGCGAAGGUGUAUGACCACAAGUACAUGGCUGUUUUAGAUGGUGUGGAGACUGAGAGCAUGAUGGAGAUCGACCCUGCUGAACACAUGGAGAUAUUCAGAGUGGGCAAUGGCACUGAUGAGGUCCUGGAGGUCCACGAUUUCCAGAAUGGAAUCACUGGUAUCCGCUUUGCAAAACACCAGCGGUGCUACAUCCGGACCCAGACCAAGGUGCUGCCCAGGCUGGCUGAGGUGGAGCUGAAGGAUGCAGAGCUGGAGGUGGGUGAGACUGGGGAGGUGGACAUGCAGGUGGUGGACUCUCAUGUGUGGAUCCCUGCUGAGCAGCCCAUCACCAACAGAGCAUUCCUGAUCAACUCCAAGAUCUGGGAAAUCUGUCAGGAUCUGCCCAUCCACUGGAUCCACCCAUCUUCUCUUACAGAUGCUGAGUUCCAUGAUGUGGAGGAUGUGGAGGAUACGCACCACACCCCAGACGCACAGGCUAGGGGAGCACGUCAGGCCAGGGACGUCAUGGACCAAUUGCCAGUAAAUGACUAUACUGAAAAUGGGUUACAGCUGGACAGCACCCUGGACGAUCAAGGCUACUGCUGCCAGUACUGUCGCCGCGGCUACCGCUUCUGCCGCCGCUACCACGAGCCCCUGAUGGGCUACUGGCCAUACCCGUACUAUUACCAGGGUGGCAGGGUCAUCUGUCAGAUUGUCAUGCCCUGUAACUGGUGGAUUGCACGCAUGCUGGGCAGAGUCUAAGUGAGCAAAGGGCCAAAGUACAGUUGUAUACAAAAGUUUAAAUUGCCCUUGGUCAAAUUACAUGUUUGUUUUCUUGAUCUACAUGAAAACAUGGUAAAACAUCCUCUACAGGGAAAAAAUUUAAAUAAAGGCAGGUUCUGCAAAUUUUUGUGCACAAUUUCUAUUUAUUUGCUAAGUUUACCAUAUUGUAAAAAAUAAAAACAUGAAAUAUAAAAUGUAUAGCUUUUGCACAGGCCACAUUUUAUGUUUUUUUCCUCAAUAUUUUAAAUUCAGCAAAUAAACAGUAUUGUGCAUUAAAAGCAUGCAGAAGCGUGUUCUCUGUAGAGAAUGAGUUAACUUAUUUUCACUUAGAAAAUCAACAUGUAAAGAGGCACCCACACUUUUGCACAUGACUGUACAUCAGUCUGUGCUGUGGGGAGAUGCAUUGAGCCCCAUCAUGUAGUAGUCAUUUGCAUUUCCAAAUCUUUACAGCACAGUACUGUUGAAAUUACAUCAUUGUCUUAUAAAGCUGUAAUGAUGUACUUGACUUACAAUUCAAUAACGGAUUUCUCAGUUUGUUCCCCUUCAUGAUACUGGAGUCAUCAUUUUGCUAUGUCCAUGAUGCUUUGAAAAUUUGAAUAUAGAAAAAUGAUGACUGUAUCCAUGUGACUGCACUAGAUUUGUAAAGUGAAAGACCUAGAUCUGAGAGUAUGACGUAUGACAUAGUGCUCAUGUGGGUUAAGCUGAGCUAUGGGUUGCUAUCUUUGGUAUAUAACCAGUGCAGUUGCACUAGAUGGCAUAGUUAAUAGAAAGAAUUCUCACCCAUCCCCACAACUUACAAUGUAUUAUACAGGCUGUGUUCACCAUAUUGUCUUAUCUCAGUGAUCUUUUAUUCAGUAUACUAUAUUCAUUUGUACAAUAAACAUUCAAGGAAAUGCUGCUUUCCAUGAAUUUGGUGCUAAAGAGUGGAAGUAUAAAGCCUAAUGCCUCUUUACUGCUCUUCAAUUGAGAAAUCAGUUAUUGGUUUUGGUAGACUGCUCUAUAAAUUAGCAGUCUGCAUGGCUUCCACCAUCCUUUGGGCCCUUGUUCAGUUUAUCUUCUAAUCUAUCAUGGAUGAGAGGCAUUGUAAUAAACCUGUAUAGGUAAUAUAGAUCUACAUUUAUUUAUAGGACUUUGCAUGUGUAUCAUUUCAGCUUGUGUUACUGGCAUAAUUAUAGUACUGGCACUGUAAUUUGGCUUUUUAUAAAUGCAUAAAACUCAGUGGACAGGCCUAUAUAAAAUGCUAGACUUCUUAAUGGAACUUUGGUAGUCAACCUUUAAAAAGCAGUUCUUUAAGGCUGUUCUGAAGUGCCUUGUACAUAGAUUGUAGUGUUAUAUUUCACCAACUUAUAUAGCUCUAUAAUUGGAGAUGUGGGACUGUUCUCAAUCAGAUUUUUUUGUCUGUCUAAGCAAAGGCUUGCUCCAUUAAUUACAUUUAUAUGGCUUUAAAGACCUCUUUGUUGUUUUAACAAUUCCCUUUUCAAUAAAAAAGGCAUAAAAAGUU
Molecule: messenger RNA, 2455 nt
Organism: Colossoma macropomum (tambaqui)
Lineage: Eukaryota; Metazoa; Chordata; Actinopteri; Characiformes; Serrasalmidae
Gene: tnmd
Product: tenomodulin
Exons: 7
Coding region: 16-933 (305 amino acids)
Biological process (GO): negative regulation of angiogenesis; negative regulation of endothelial cell proliferation
Source: RefSeq, a predicted model, not a curated record